This is a messenger RNA of Punica granatum (pomegranate), 1264 nucleotides long. Lineage: Eukaryota; Viridiplantae; Streptophyta; Magnoliopsida; Myrtales; Lythraceae. The record is from RefSeq and is a predicted model, not a curated record.
UCAAGUGUGACACAGAAUCCGAUGCCAUCGUUGUCAACCCUCUCCAUAUAUCCAAAUCAGUUCAUCCCUUCUCUCUCUCUCUCUCUCUCUGUGUCGUUCUUCUGAGGGCUUGAGCUAUGGCAAUGGCGGAUCAGACCAAAGAACCGCAACUGUUCGAGCUCAGCAAUGGCUCCAUGCAUGUCAAGAUCACUAACCUCGGCUGCACCAUCACUUCCCUCACUGUUCCUGGCAAAGAUGGGCAAUUAGCUGAUUUAGUUCUGGGAUUUGACACGCUCGAGCCAUACGUGAAAGGUGCAGCCCCCUACUUUGGAUGCAUUGUGGGUCGGGUUGCGAACAGAAUCAAAGAUGGGAAGUUCACUCUCGAUGGGAUCGAGUACUCUCUGCCGAUCAACAGGCCCCCCAACAGUCUCCAUGGUGGGCACAAAGGUUUUGAUAAGGUGAUCUGGGAGGUAUCUGAACAAAAAGGAGGCGAAAAUCCUUCCUUUACUUUCACCUAUCACAGUCGUGAUGGAGAAGAAGGCUUCCCAGGAGAUGUUUUGGUAAGGGCCACUUAUUCCCUCACUUCAAGCACGACUCUGAGGCUCGACAUGGAAGCAGUCCCACAGAACAAGCCAACUCCAAUCAACCUGGCACAGCACACCUACUGGAACCUAGCAGGCCAUAGCUCUGGAACCAUCCUUGAUCACUCAGCUCAAAUAUGGGCCAACCACAUCACCCCUGUGGAUCAGAACACGGUCCCGACCGGCGAGAUAAUGCCGGUCAAAGGCACCCCCUUUGACUUCACCACUGAGAAGAAGAUUGGGGCCUCAAUCCAGGAGGUCCCUGGCUUAGGAUAUGACCAUAACUACGUGCUGGACUGUGGGGAAGAGAAGGAAGGUCUCAGGCAUGCAGUAAGGCUGAGGGAUCCCUCGAGCUCCAGGGUCCUUAACCUGUGGACGAAUUCCCCGGGCAUGCAGUUUUACACUGCAAACUACGUGAACGGGAUCACGGGCAAAGGUGGGGCUGUCUAUAACAAGCACGCCGCCGUCUGUCUGGAGACCCAGGGGUUCCCAAAUGCAAUUAAUCAACCAAACUUCCCAUCCAUUGUGGUCCGGCCCGGGGAAAAGUACAAGCACACUAUGCUCUAUGAAUUCUCUGUGGAAUGAAAGAGGUUGCCCUGUCUCUCUCGUGAGGACAAUUUUUCAUCAUGCUACUUUGAUAUUGAUGUGGUACAUCUCAAAGCAAUAAGUACCUUUGUUAAUAAGAUGUUUAUGAUUUUUAUGUU